UGAGGGGGCGUGAUACAUCUAGCGAUUCUACCGAUUCUACAGUCGGAUCCGAUAGCGGAGGCCGCAGCAUUUAGAUCUCUGCGGGCGGGCUGCCGCAUGAAUCGAGCGCCUGGAAAUUAAGCCCCGAGCGAGAGAGACGAAGUGAGGGAAAAGAAAAGGUAAGUGCCCUCGUCACCGCUAGAGAUCAGUAGAGUGGUACCGUAGUCUGGGAAUAUCAAGUUCUUGAUCAAGCGCUGGUGCUGCUCUAGGGUGGACCGCUGCUGGUGAGACUCAUCUAUGGCACCUUUUUCUAGAGGGUAGAGCUGAGUUGUAGACUGGUGUGUUUUGUCUUUAAUCUUGGAUCUGGGCGUUAAGUGAGCUUAUGGACCAGCUUGGGAUUCUGUGGUUGCCGAAGAAUGCAGACGAUAGAAGUCGGAAUGCAAGUCAGAUAGAGGAACACUGACUAGAACUAGCUAGCUGCUGAGUUUCGAGGGUGAGUGGAUGAGACAGAGAAACUUAGCUAUCGUAGCUGCGCUGCAGUCUACAUUUACUUGUCUGUUUCGCUCCUCAUCUCAGCUCCCUUUCCGAAAGGACAUUAGACGAUUUGGAAGUUCUUCUCUGUUCGCCCUGUCAAUCUUCUCUCAAUCCACUCGGCGAAAUCGGAUUGUUACAGGAGCUCUCAGCAAGGGCAGGUUUAGAGUGGACUCUGUGGGAAUGGCCCCGGGCGGAGACACCCCAGCUCCCACUCCUUCGAACAUGGGCAGCAUUAUGCCUGGGUGGUUUUCGGAGAUCGGUUCCAUGUGGCCUGGCGAAGCCCACUCCUUGAAGGUGGAGAAGAGCCUGUUCGAUGGGCAAAGCGACUUCCAGCAUGUUCAGGUUUUUCAGUCGGAAACCUACGGCAAGGUGCUUGUUUUGGAUGGCGUGAUUCAGCUGACGGAAAGGGAUGAGUUCAGCUACCAAGAGAUGAUCACACAUCUUCCGAUGUGCUCUGUUACCGAUCCCAAGAGGGUCCUCGUAAUUGGAGGAGGUGAUGGAGGUGUGCUCCGAGAAUUGUCUCGACAUAGUUCUGUUGAGAGGAUUGAUAUGUGCGAGAUUGACAAAAUGGUGGUCGAGGUUUCUAAGGAAUUCUUUCCAAAUGUUUCUAUUGGAUUCCAAGAUCCGCGAGUCAAUCUUGUCAUUGGAGACGGUGUGAAGUUUCUACAAGAGGCCGACACCGGCACUUACGAUGUGAUCAUUGUGGACUCUUCCGAUCCUGUUGGUCCUGCUGAAGGUCUUUUUCAGAAACCAUUUUACGAGUCGCUUGCGAGGGCCCUGCGACCCGGUGGUGUGGCCUGCACGCAGGCAGAGAGUAUAUGGUUGCACCUUCCAAUUAUUAAGGAAGUCGUAUCUAUCUGCUCUGGAAUAUUCACUGGUUCAGUCAACUAUGCGUGGACGAGUGUCCCAACCUAUCCAAGUGGAGUGAUUGGGUUUAUGCUUUGCUCAACCGAGGGUCCAACAAAAGUGAAUUUUAAGAAGCCCGUUAAUCCCAUUGAAGGGAUUGUUACGGGUGAAGCUGCGAAGUCUAGACUAAUGAAGUAUUAUAACUCGGAGGUCCAUGAAGCGGCAUUCAUUCUUCCUCAAUUUGCGAAGAGCUUCUUGCAGGAUUCUCUCAGUACAUGAGUCCUGUUUCGAUAGUAACAAUAGUCUGUCAAAGGGCAUUACUUGUUAGAUGAUUCCCUCGAUUAGUUGAAUCUUUUUCCUUUUAUUGUAAAUUGAGGUGAGACGGAAUCCGGAAGAAUUUUGUGUACCAUUCCACCAGAAAUAUCUUCGCAGUAAAGAUACCUUCCAUGCCAGUGAGCUCUGCUUGAAAUGACAGAAAGGAUUAUUUUCUUUCUCUAUGGUUCCCAACCUAAUAUUGAGAAGCGUAGCGUUUCCAAGGUCAGGAUGGCCAAUAUCUAUUUUCUUUUCACUAUCUUUUAACUCUGGUUGUAGGUCAGAUAAAUCAUUAGCGAUCUUUGAGGGCCCGACCGCUUAUUCGAUCCAUCCACUUGCCAAAUGGCAGGACGGUUAUUCCGGCCCUUGUGAAAUUACACCUUACACUGCUCGCU
This is a messenger RNA of Marchantia polymorpha subsp. ruderalis, 2066 nucleotides long. Lineage: Eukaryota; Viridiplantae; Streptophyta; Marchantiopsida; Marchantiales; Marchantiaceae. The record is from the annotation of a GenBank genome assembly.